GCGGAGACAGCUCAGACCUGCCACCCUCUCUUUGGUUAAGGACAUUAUUUUUUUUAUUUAGUCUACUUUCGGGAGCUGUUUGCGUCAUGAAGAGCACUCAAUAUUUGGAAUAACUGACGUUCAGUUAGAAGCGGUUUUUUUCUCAUUAAACCUAAAUCCUGCUCAUAGAUCAUUCUGAUUUUGCUGUAGCCAUCUGGCAAGGACAACUGACCAAGUCAAAUCUUCAAUUUGAAAAUGAGCUUCACAAGAGUUCUCAGUGCUCUUGGGAGUCACCCACAGCCAGGAGUGAUACCUGUCGACCUCACCCUCUGUCUGAGCCUCAGUCAGCGCCAACCGCUGUAUGAACUGCUGUCCAGUGCUUCUCUGAAACCGGCAGAGCAAAGCUCUCGGCCAGCUCAAUGUCUGCAGAGGACUGUCAGCCGCCGCUCCCCUUCUCACCGCCACUCCUCAUAUUCAACGCUGCCCUCCUCUCCUGUGUACUCAGGGCCUCGGAGCUGUUUCCGCAAAGACAGCAGCGGUCAGAACAAGAAGCGUGUGGUGUUUGCAGAUGCUAAAGGACUGGCCCUUACUGCUGUGCGCAUGUUUAUCCCCGGCUCCUCUAUCCCUACUCCUACUCUGGUGAUGAAACCUGUCCCGGUCAGAUUCCAAGGUCAACAGUCACCCAUAAACAAACUGCAGCAGCAGACCCUCUCAAACAAACUGCAGCAGCAGACCCUCUCAAACAAACUGCAGCGCCACAAGUUGAGGCUGGGUUUCCCUCAGCCAGUCCUAGACAUUUCUCUGGCACGUCUGCGAGAGAUGCGUGUACAGUUGGAAAGCUGCAACAUUUCAGAAAACACUUUGAACGGCAGAGUGCGUGUCUCUCAUGUCAGCACUGACAAGGCUGUGCAUGUAAGGGUGACCUUUGACUCUUGGCGGAGCCAUCAUGACGUCCCCUGCACAUUCCUGCAUCAGCAGCGUUUUGGUGGUUCAGAGGUGGAUGUGUUUGCCUUUGACGUAAGCUUACCAAAGAACAUAGAUCCAGAGGACAGAUUUGAGUUCUGCGUGUCGCUUAAAACCGGAGCUGGAGCAACAACACACUGGGACGACAACAAUGGACAGAACUAUACAAUCUAUGUGGAAAAAGACAGAGCUAAUGCUAACCAGGGCACUGCCAACUGCUUUUACCCUACACUUUCAAAAUAUCAGCAGCCAUCUUGGCCCUCAAAUGUGUCCCACAAUUUGCAAAAAUAUGCUGAUCCCUGUUACUUUCAGGGUAGCUUAUCGAGAAGGGUCCAAGCAGACUGGGAUACUGUGUUCGUUUAGGAAGUGCAGUCCACACAUUGUGAACAGAGCUAUGUGAAUAUGUCAAUAAUAUGAAAACUGAUGUUAAUAUACUUUAGAAAGAUAGAGCUUUAUUUCCAAAAGCAUGAAAAGUAUGAACUUUUUGAAAAUUGGGGGGAAAAUGUUACCCACCUGAGUUCACCCACCCUGCUGAAAUGUGAAUUGAUA
This is a messenger RNA of Labrus bergylta (ballan wrasse), 1491 nucleotides long. It is a transcript of the gene ppp1r3c2a, whose product is annotated as protein phosphatase 1 regulatory subunit 3C2, duplicate a. Gene Ontology annotation, molecular function: protein phosphatase 1 binding; glycogen binding. NCBI's taxonomy places the organism in Eukaryota, Metazoa, Chordata, Actinopteri, Labriformes, Labridae. Gene Ontology annotation, biological process: regulation of glycogen biosynthetic process. Gene Ontology annotation, cellular component: protein phosphatase type 1 complex. The record is from RefSeq and is a predicted model, not a curated record.